GAGGAAAAAAAAAAACCCCCGCCAUGACCACCGCUUCCAAUCUGGACGGGGCACCGGGACUUGGGAGGAAAGUGGGAUGCGUCUGCAGGAGGAGAGGGGACGGGAUCCGGGGGGUGUCUGCGAUGAGGGCUGGAGUACAGGCGCACCACUGGAGCCGGCUGCUGCUGCUCCUCUACAUGGGGCUUCUGGCCCCCUCAGUGAAGGCUCAAAAUUGCAGUUACACACUCCACAGUCCCAAUGGGACAAUAGAGAGUCCUGGAUAUCCUUAUGGCUAUCCCAACUACGCCAACUGUACGUGGGUUAUCGUGGCGGCGGAGCACAACCGGAUACAGCUGGUGUUUCAAGGUUUCGCCCUGGAGGAGGAUUUUGACAUCUUGUCCGUGUACGGUUAACAGGGUUUCAGCUCCCAUCGCCCAUCGUGAGCACAGGCUCCAGGCUCACGUUGUGGUUACUGUCGGACUACGCGGUCAGUGGACAGGGAUUUAAAGCCGUCUAUGAAGCUCUGCCCAGCUACACCUGCGGUAACCCUGGACAGCUUCUGAACGGCCAGCAUCAGGGGUCCACCUUUAACAUCGGAGACAAAAUCCGUUACAGCUGCAGCCCCGGCUACGUGCUGGAGGGCCACACCACACUCUCCUGCCUCGCCACUUCAGCUGGUACUGCAGCCUGGGAUUUCCCUCUUCCCUACUGCAGAGCGGAUGAUGGAUGUGGAGGGACACUGCGGGGUCAAAGCGGAGUGAUCACCACCCCCAAUUACCCAGCUGAGUAUAACAACAAUGCUGACUGCACCUGGACUGUGCUGGCCGAGCCAGGAGACACCAUUGCCCUGGUUUUCUCUGACUUUCAACUGGAGGAGGACUACGACCUCUUGGAGGUCAGCGGCACUGAGGGAUCUUCGCAGUGGUUUACUGGCCCCAACCUUCCCUCGCCAAUCAUUAGCAGCAAGAACUGGCUUCGCCUUCACUUCACCUCUGAUGGCAAUCACAAGCUGAGAGGCUUCAGCGCCCAGUACCAAGUGAAGAAGAUGACUGAACUGAAAUCCAGAGGUGUGAAGAUGUUGCCAAGCAAAGACAACCACCACAAGAUCUCCGUGUUAUCUCAAAUGGGUGUUGCACAAGGACACAACAUGUGUCCGGAUCCUGGAAUUCCAGAUAGAGGAAAAAGAAAAGGUUCUGACUUCAGACGAGGAGCUACAGUGCAUUUCUCCUGCGAUGAAGGCUAUGAACUCCAGGGCUCCAAGAGCAUCACUUGUCUCAGAGUGACAGACAGCUAUGUUGGCUGGAGUGAUGACCGUCCCAUCUGCAGAGCCCCCAUGUGUGGAGGCCAGCUGAGGGGACCCAGUGGAGUCAUCACUUCUCCAAACUACCCUGUUCAGUAUGACAACAACGCCAACUGCACUUGGAUUAUCACUGCAACUGAUCUAUCUAAGGUGAUCAAGCUGACCUUUGAGGAUUUUGACCUGGAAAGAGGCUAUGACACCCUAACAGUGGGAGACGGCGAGGUGGUAGGAGACCAAAAGACCAUCUUCCACGUCCUGUCUGGAACCACCACUCCAGACCUGGUAGUGAGCACCAGCCACCAGAUGUGGCUCAACUUCAAAACGGACGACACAAGUGGCUCUCUGGGCUUCAAGGUGUCUUACGAAGAAAUCGAACAAGGCAGUUGCGGAGAUCCUGGAAUCCCAGCUUAUGGUAAGCGGGAAGGAGCGGGCUUUCGUCACGGGGACAAGCUGUACUUCGAGUGCCUGCCUGCCUUUGAGCUGGUGGGAAAGAAGAACAUCACUUGUCAGAAGAACAACCAGUGGUCUGCCAAGAAACCCAGCUGUGUUUUUUCCUGUUUCUUCAACUUUACGACUCCAUCCGGCGUGCUGCUUUCUCCCAACUACCCUCAGGAGUAUGGAAAUAAUAUGCACUGUGUGUGGCUCAUCAUUACCAACCCUGAGAGCCGAAUCAAUCUGGCCUUCAACGACCUCAGCAUGGAGAAGCAGUUUGACUUCCUCUCCAUCAAGGAUGGAGGAAAGGCUGAGUCUCCGAUCCUGGGAACCUUCUCUGGCGACGUCCUGCCUCCUCCCAUAACAACGAGCGCCCACGUGGCGCGGCUGGAGUUCCUGACGGAUCACACAUACACGGACAGAGGCUUCAACAUCACUUUCACAACAUUUCGACACAACGAGUGCCCCGAUCCAGGAGUUCCGGUUAAUGGAAAACGUUUUGGUGAAAACCUCCAACUGGGAAGCUCCAUAUCAUUCCUGUGUGAGGACGGCUUUGUUAAGACCCACGGCUCUCAGACCAUCUCCUGCAUUCUUAAGGACGGCAACGUGGUGUGGGACAAUGCAGUUCCUCGUUGUGAAGCUCCAUGUGGAGGGGACCUAAAAGCACCCAGCGGGAUCAUCCUCUCCCCUGGCUGGCCAGAAUUGUACAAGGAGGCCCUUAACUGUGAAUGGAUCAUCGAGGCUCCUCCGGGCUACCCUAUCAAGAUCAUCUUUGACAAGUUUCGCACUGAGGUCAACUACGACGUCCUUGAGGUGCGGGAUGGGCGAUUUCCUUCUUCCCCUCUGAUUGGAAGCUACCAGGGCACCCAGGUUCCACAGUUCCUCAUCAGCACUUCAAACUUCCUGUACCUGCACUUCUCCACUGACAAGAGCCACUCUGACAUCGGAUUCCGCAUACGUUAUGAAACCCUGCAGCUGCAGUCGGACCACUGCGUGGAUCCCGGCAUACCUGUCAACGGCCAGCGGCACGGCCACGACUUCUUCGUGGGCGCUCUGGUGACGUUUAGCUGCGAAGCCGGCUACACUCUGAGUGACGCCGAGCCUUUGGAGUGCGAACCCAAUUUCCAGUGGAGUCGCCCCCUGCCUAGCUGUGAUGCGCUGUGCGGGGGUUACAUCCAAGGCAACAGCGGAACCAUCUUGUCUCCCGGCUUUCCAGACUUUUACCCACACAACCUGAACUGUACAUGGAUAAUCGAGACCUCUCAUGGCAAAGGUGUCCAGUUCACUUUCCACACGUUCCAUCUCGAGAGCCCUCACGACUACUUGCUGGUGACAGAGAACGGCAGCUUCUCUCAGCCCCUCUGGAGACUGACGGGCUCCACGCUACCGCCGCCCCUCAGCGCCGGGCUGUUCGGAAACUACACGGCACAGAUCCGCUUCCUCUCAGACUUCUCUGUGUCCUAUGAGGGGUUCAACAUCACUUUCUCAGAGUAUGACUUGGAGCCUUGUGAGGAUCCUGGAAUUCCACCCUACAGUACCAGAAAAGGACUGCUGUACGGGGUCGGAGACACCCUCAUCUUUUCUUGUUUCCCAGGUUACCGACUGGAGGGUCCAGCAAGGGUUGUGUGUUUAGGGGGGAGGCGGCGAGUGUGGAGCUCCCCCCUGCCAAGGUGUGUUGCCGAAUGUGGCUCAUCCGUGACUGGCAUGCAAGGGGUGCUGCUCUCCCCUAACUACCCCGGUUACUAUGGCAACAACCACGAAUGCAUCUACUCCAUCCAGACGCAGCCUGGCAAAGGCAUCCAGCUACGAGCUAGAGAUUUCAGACUGGAGGAGGAUGACGUGCUCAAAGUCUUUGAUGGCAGCAGCAGCAAGGCCCGUCUGCUGGGGGUGUUUACAGAAAACGAGAUGCUCGAUACAACCCUGAACUCCACCUCCAGCUCUAUGUGGUUGGAGUUCAUUAGCAAUGCAGAAAACACCAGUAAAGGUUUUGAGCUGCAUUUUACAAGUUUUGAGUUGGUCAAAUGCGAGGAUCCAGGUGUUCCUCUAUUUGGCUACAAACGAGAGGACAAGGGCCACUUCGCAGGAAGCACAGUGUCGUACAGCUGUGACCAAGGCUACAGCCUGAAAGGCCCUGAGGUGCUGACCUGCCUGCGGGGAGAAAGGAGGGCCUGGGAUUACCCUCUUCCACUCUGUGUUGCGGAGUGUGGUGGCACCAUCAAGGACGAACCGUCUGGUCGGAUCUUGUCUCCAGGUUAUCCGGCUCCAUAUGAACACAACAUGCACUGUGUUUGGACCAUCGAGGCGGCUUCAGGGAGCACUAUAAGUUUGCACUUCCUGGUUUUCCACACGGAGGAGGUCCACGACUUGCUCCGAAUUUGGGAUGGCCCCCAGGAUGGAGGGGUCCUGCUCAGGGAGCUGAGUGGCUCAGCACUACCCCCAGACGUUCACAGCACCUUCAACACUGUCACGCUGCAGUUCACCACAGACUUUUUCACCAGCAAACAAGGCUUCGCUCUGCAGUUCUCUGUUUCUACUGCAACCUCCUGCAAUGACCCAGGCAUGCCAACUAAUGGCACCCGCAGUGGUGACAGCAGGGAGCCCGGGGACCAUGUGGUGUUCCAGUGUGAUCCCGGCUACCUCCUGCAGGGAGCCAACAGGAUCACCUGCACUGAGAUCAAUGGUCGCUUCUUCUGGCAGCCAGACCCUCCUACGUGCACAGCUCCAUGUGGUGGGAACCUGACAGGUCCGAGUGGGCUGAUCCUGUCUCCAGACUAUCCUGAACCUUAUCCUCAUGGAAGGGAGUGUGACUGGACUGUAGCUGUCAUGGAGGACUACGUCAUCUCUCUCAGCUUCAACCAUUUCAGCUUGGAGCCCAGUUAUGACUUCUUGCAUAUCUACGACGGACCAGACUCGCUGAGCCCUUUGCUGGGGAGUUUCUACGGCACCGACGUUCCAGACCGCAUCGAGAGCAGCUCCAACACUCUCUUCCUGGCUUUCCGCAGUGAUGCCUCCCUCAGCAGCAACGGAUUUGUUCUGCAGUACACAGAGAACCCCAGGGAGUCCUGCUUCGAACCCGGCCUAGUGCGCAACGGGACGCGGGUGGGGACAGAUUUCAAGCUAGGCUCCGCUGUCACCUACCACUGUGACAGUGGCUACACACUGGAGGGAGACCCAAUGCUUACUUGCAUCAUGGGGAGAGACGGCAAGCCGAGCUGGAACAAACCCAAACCCUUCUGCAUCGCUCCAUGUGGUGGACAGUACAGUGGUUUAGAGGGAGUGGUGUUGUCUCCCGGUUACCCCGGCAACUACAGCAGGUCUCGAACCUGUUUGUACUCUGUAGUGGUGCCCAAGGAUUAUGUGGUCUUCAGUCAGUUCGCCUUCUUCCAGACGGCACUGAAUGACAUCGUUGAAGUUUAUGACGGGCCAACGCAACAUUCGCGUGUGCUGAGCUCACUGUCUGGAUCGCACACAGGGGAAUCGUUGCCCUUGGCGACCUCCAACCAAAUCCUGAUUCGCUUUACCUCCAAAGGCCAAUCCAGCUCUCGAGGAUUCCAUCUAGUCUACCAGGCUGUUCCUCGGACCAGUGCCACUCAGUGCAGCUCCGUCCCCGAGCCCCGAAAUGGUCGACGGAUGGGCAACAACUUCUCAGUUGGUGCGGUGGUGCGCUUUGAAUGCAACCCUGGUUAUCUGCUGGAGGGGUCGAGUGUCAUUGAAUGUUUGACUGUUCCCAACGCUCUGGCUCAGUGGAACACCUCCAUACCCAGCUGCAUUGUUCCAUGUGGUGGUAAUCUGACCCAAAGAACUGGCACCAUCCUGUCUCCUGGUUUCCCCGAACCAUACCUCAACAGUCUCAACUGUGUUUGGAAGAUUACCGUUCCUGAAGGCUCAGGAAUCCAGAUCCAGGUAAUCAGCUUCGUCACAGAGCAGAACUGGGACUCGCUGGAGGUUUUUGACGGAGGCGAUAACACGGACACUUUGCUCGGCAGCUUCUCAGGCACCACAGUUCCAGCUCUUCUCAACAGCACCUCCAACGAGCUCUACCUCCACUUCUUCUCUGAUAUCAGCGUGUCUGCAGCCGGAUUCAGGCUGGAAUACAAAACUGUUUCUCUGACAAACUGUCCGGAGCCUGUAGUUCCAAUGAACGGCAUUAAGAUCGGUGACCGUCUUCAGAUGAAUAAUGUGGUGUCCUUCCAUUGCGAACCAGGAUAUACCCUUCAGGGGAACUCUCACAUCACCUGCAUGCCUGGAACUGUCAGGCGAUGGAACUACCCUCCUCCUCUUUGCAUUGCUGAAUGUGGGGGAAUCCACGAGGAGAUGGAGGGAAUGAUUCUUAGUCCUGGUUUCCCUGGCAACUACCCUAGCAACAGUGACUGCACCUGGAGAAUCUACCUGCCAGUUGGAUAUGGAGCCCACAUACAGUUCCUCAAUUUCUCCACCGAGGCUAACCAUGAUUUUCUUGAAAUACGUAACGGGCCCCUGGAUACUAGCCUCGUGAUUGGUCGAUUCAGCGGCCAGGAUGUCAUCUCUUCUCUCCUCACCACCUCCCACGAGACCACAGUAUACUUCCAUAGUGACCAUUCACAGAAUAAACCCGGCUUCAGGUUUGAAUACCAAGCAUACGAGCUGCAGGAAUGCCCAGACCCAGAGCCAUUUCGUUAUGGAGUGGUGGUCGGUGCUGGAUAUAAUGUGGGCCAGUCCAUUUCCUUCGAGUGUCUGCCGGGGUAUCAGCUGAUGGGAUAUUCCAUCCUCACCUGUCAGCAUGGUACAACCCGCAACUGGGAUCAUCCUUUCCCUCGCUGUGAAGUCCCCUGUGGCGGGAACAUCACCUCAGACAAUGGGACCAUUUUCUCCCCCGGAUACCCAGAGGAGUACCCCAGCUCGGCUGAUUGCUCCUGGCUGAUCACAGUGGCUCCAGGCUUUGGUAUCAAGCUGAACUUCACCUUGCUGCAGGUUCACGGGCCGCAUGACUUCAUCACUGUAUGGGACGGUCCACAGGAGACAGCCAGGAAACUGGGGGUGUUCACUGACGGAGAACCCAAUGACCCACCCAGUAGUACAUCCAACCAGGUGCUCAUUCGUUUCCGUAGUAACACAGAAAAGGGGGGCUUGUUCCGUAUUGGAUACCAAGCUUACAGACUACAGUACUGCCUGCCUCCGCCCAUCAUUCCCAAUGCAGAGAUCCUGAUGGCGAGCAAAGAAUUCAAAAUCGGGGACAUCGUUCGCUACAGAUGUCUUCCCGGCUACCAGUUAAGUGGAAACAGCAUUUUGACCUGCCGGUUAGGAACACACUUGGAAUUCGAGGGGCCUCCACCGUCUUGUGACGUGACUUGUCCCAUGAAUGAGGUGCGAACGGCGUCCACAGGGGUCAUCAUGAGCCAGUCGCCGGGCAACGGCUUUCCACAUUUCGAGUCGUGCUCCUGGGUGGUGAAAGUGGAGCCCGGAUACAACAUCACACUCACCAUCGAACACUUCCAGACCAGCCGGCAGUUUGAUGAGCUUGAAAUUUUCAAUGGUCCUUCCAGACAGAGCCCUCUCCUGGUCACCCUCAGUGGAAACUACUCCAGCCCUCUAAGCAUCACCAGCUCCAGUAAUAAAGUCUACCUGCAUUGGUCCUUUGACCACACGACCAGCCACAAAGGCUUCCGCAUACGCUACUCAGCGGCCUACUGCAGCCCUCCCAACAACCCUGUAAACGGCACAGUGCACAGCCUGACAGGCACCAAGCUGGGCAGUACGCUGCGCUUCAGCUGUGACCAGGGCUUCCGGCUUAUUGGUCAGAGCAGUGCCACAUGUGUCAGGACGGCCCAGGGGAUUUUCCAGUGGAAUGCACCUGUGCCUCUUUGCCAAGUCAUGUCUUGUGGGAUGCCGGUUCCUCCAGGUAACGGCAGCAUUGUUGGCCAGGACUUUUCUCUCGGAGCAAAGGCUACCUACCAGUGCAAUCCUGGAUUUCGGCUCUCUGGGCCCAUCACCACCUCACUGAUCUGUCAAGAAUCUGGCAGGUGGAGCCCCAUUGAGGCCCCGCCCAGAUGUAUCUCGGUUACCUGCCAAGACAUCGGCCACUCUGCUGUGGAACACGGAAGAUGGCGACUAAUCUACGGCACGCAAAACCAAUACGAUGCCAUGAUGAUGCUUAUAUGUGAUCCAGGGUAUUACUACAGGGGUCAAAGGAUCAUUCGCUGCCAGGAAAACGGCACAUGGAACUACCCAGAUCCUCACCCAGUCUGUGAUAUCAUUUCCUGUGGGGAUCUUGGAACUCCACCUAAUGGAAACAAGAUCGGGACAUUGACUGUGUAUGGAGCCACAGCGAUUUUCUCCUGUAAUACAGGAUAUACCUUGGUGGGUUCUCGAGUACGAGAGUGCAUGUCCAACGGUCUUUGGAGUGGAACACAGGUCCAGUGUCUGGCGGGCCACUGUGGCACUCCAGAGCCGAUAGUGAACGGGCAAAUCAUCGGGGAGAACUAUAACUAUCGAGGCAGCGUGGUCUACCAAUGCAACCCGGGAUUUCGUCUCAUCGGAGUGUCGGUGCGAAUUUGUGAGCAGGAUCACCGGUGGUCAGGACGAACUCCUGUUUGUGUCCCCAUCACAUGUGGUCACCCCGGCAACCCUACAUUUGGUACAACCCAAGGAACCCAGUUCAACUUGAAUGAUGUGGUGCGAUUCGUCUGCAAUACUGGAUACGUUCUACAGGGGGCUGUUAAGUCUACAUGCCAAGCCAGUGGGCAAUGGAGCAACCCCCUACCCAGGUGUAAAAUUGUGAACUGCACAGAGCCGGGCCAUGUUGAGAACAGCAUUAGGCAGGUACUGUCCAGUGGACCGCAUCGCUACAGUUUCCAGACCACUGUGUCAUACCGCUGCAACCCAGGUUACUACCUGCUGGGCACCAGCUCUAUUUCAUGCCAGGGGGACGGCACCUGGGACCGCUCCUUACCCAAAUGUCUGUUGGUGCUGUGUGACCACCCCAGCGUGCCUCCCUAUGCCAAGAUUUCAGGUGACCGGCGAACCGUAGGAUCAGUCAUCCGCUACAGCUGCAUGGGUCAGCGUACUGUCAUUGGCAACACCACGCGGAUGUGCCAGCUGGACGGGCAGUGGAGUGGCUCACCACCACACUGCUCUGGAGAAUCUUCUGGGCUUUGUGGAGAUCCAGGAGUUCCGGUCCAUGGUAUUCGUCUGGGGGAAGAGUUCACAGUUGGCAGCGUUGUCCGCUUCAGCUGUGAGCCUGGCUAUGUGCUGAAGGGUUCAUCGGAGAGAACGUGUCUGGCCAAUGGGACCUGGCUGAAUACACAACCCGAGUGUCAUGUUAUUUCCUGUGGAAAUCCAGGAACUCCACGAAAUUCCCACAUCCUCAUCCACGAUGGCCUGACGUUCUCCAGAUCCAUCACUUACAGUUGUAGGGAGGGAUACUAUUCCACUGGACUGCUUACAAGACACUGUACUGUCAAUGGCACGUGGACAGGAAACAUGCCAGAGUGUUCAGUUAUCAACUGUGGUGAUCCCGGAGUACCGGCCAAUGGGGUGAGAUUUGGAACGGAUUUCACAUACAACCACACUGUCAGUUUCCAGUGUUCCCCUGGAUUCACCAUGGACGCCGACAGGGCUUCCACUCUCAUCUGCACCAAGGAUCGCACCUGGAACGGCACCAAACCUCUUUGUAAAGCAAUUGUUUGUGGUCCACCACCCACUAUCCCCAAUGGACAGGUUGUUGGUACGGACUUCACCUGGGGCUCAAGUGUUAGUUACUCCUGUAACCAAGGCUACCAGCUGUCCCUGCCCACUGUGUUAACAUGUCAGGGCAACGGGAACUGGAGCGGAGAGAAGCCACAGUGUUUCCCUGUUUUCUGUGGGGACCCCGGGACACCAGCUCAGGGACGGAGAGAAGACCGGGGUUUCAAUUAUCUCUCGUCUGUAUCCUUUUCCUGCAACCAUCCCCUCGUCUUGGUCGGCUCGGCCAGAAGAUACUGCCAGUACGACGGCACAUGGAGCGGCACUCAGCCCUCUUGCAUAGAUCCCAGUCACACUACCUGCAGUGAUCCGAGCACUCCUCUAUUUGGAAACCAGAACAACAGCCAAGGCUUUCAGAUCGGCAAGACUGUGUUCUUCAACUGCAGGAAGGGCUACUUACUGCAGGGCUCCAUUUCACGCACAUGUCUGCCCAACUUGACCUGGAGCGGCUUUCAGCCCGAGUGCAUCGCCCACCACUGCAGCCAGCCAGAACUGCCAGCCCAAUCUGACGUGAAAGCCAUUGAACUGCCGUCCCUUGGUUACACACUGAUCUACACCUGUCAGCCUGGCUUCUACCUGGCUGGAGGAUCAGAACACCGAACCUGCAGAUCUGAUGGUAGCUGGUCAGGGAAAGCACCACUAUGUGCAGCAGAUAAUCGCCCAAGUGGGAACUUUGGAAAUAGCUCAGUGGGGCCUCUGCCGGAGCCCCCCUCCAAACUGCCAGGUAAAAGAGUUCCUAGUGGGGUUUUUGCUAAGAACUCCCUCUGGACGGGCUCGUAUGAGUACCUGGGAAAGAAGCAGCCAGCCAUGCUGAGCAUCACUGCCUUUGAACCCCUUAGCAAUCGGGUUAACGGGACUCUCAUGGACAGAAGAGGACUUGAACUCAAACUGACAGGGACAUACAAAAAGGAGGAAGCCCAGCUGCUGCUGCAGGUCCACCAGAUCAGAGGUCCUGUGGAGAUUUUUGACAACAAGUUAAAGAUGGACAACUGGGCCAUGGAUGGACACGUGUCCUACAUCUCUUCAUCCAAUUCCUUUGUGUAUCAGGGAUUUGUCAGAGGAAAAGGCUUUGGCCAGUUUGGUCUACUAAGAGUUGUUGAUCCCAUCAAAGACAGCCCCAGCUACAACAACAGCAGUUCCGUGGCGGCAGCCAUCCUAGUGCCUUUUAUAGCCAUGAUCAUUGCAGGCUUUGCUCUAUAUCUCUACAAACACAGAAGAAGACCCAAAGUUCCUUUCAAUGGUUACGUGGGCCAUGAGAACACAAAUGGACGAGCCACGUUUGAGAACCCGAUGUACGACCGCAACAUCCAGCCCACUGACAUCAUGGCCAAUGAGACAGAGUUCACAGUCAGCACAGUGUGCACAGCGGUAUAGCAACUGCUUCUUCUGAGUUAGGGGGUGGAGACAAAGACCACAUCCUCGCCUGACCGUCAGCAGAAGACAUCUCCAGUUCUUUGAGCAGAAGGUGAAAAAAAAGAUUUCAGUUGCUGUAAAAGAAACCAGUGGUGGAGGCUGUUUCCUGCAAGAAACAAACAAACAACAACAAAAAAAAAGAAUUAAUAAAAAAAGAAACCAUGCGAAGGCGACUUUUUCAAAGGUCAUCGAGAAAAAGGCUUUCUGGAACUUUACAUGGUUUCUCGAGCGUUUUCCCGUAUUCUGCAGAAAAGCUUCCAUCUGCACCUGCAGCAGGCGGGAGGGAGCACUGCUGGAGGCAGAGUUCUGAUGACUUUUCUCACCGCUCUCCGCCUGAACCCGAAGGGACUCCAAACGCUUGGCUGCGAGUCCUGAAAUGAACCAGUAGCGAAAAGAUCUCAGUGCAAGGUGACCGCCACGUGGUGUGGGGUCCGAGAGUCUGGACUGGGUCACUUCAUUUGUUUCUUCGUUUAAUACUUUUCUUUUUUUUUAAGAUUUUUUUGAAAGGUUUCUGGCUAAGGAUGAAUUAAAAUUAUUACUUUCUCUGCUUUCUGUUUUUAUAAUAUAGCAGGGAGGGAUUUUUGCUUGCAUAGGCAGCUGGGUCCAGAGAAGAGGUUAAAAAGUGGCCUGUAAUAAGAAAAAGAA
This is a messenger RNA of Oryzias melastigma (Indian medaka), 11488 nucleotides long. RefSeq names its product CUB and Sushi multiple domains 2 (gene csmd2). NCBI's taxonomy places the organism in Eukaryota, Metazoa, Chordata, Actinopteri, Beloniformes, Adrianichthyidae. The record is from RefSeq and is a predicted model, not a curated record.